This is a messenger RNA of Tigriopus californicus, 1963 nucleotides long. RefSeq names its product medium-chain acyl-CoA ligase ACSF2, mitochondrial-like. NCBI's taxonomy places the organism in Eukaryota, Metazoa, Arthropoda, Copepoda, Harpacticoida, Harpacticidae. The record is from RefSeq and is a predicted model, not a curated record. Gene Ontology annotation, biological process: fatty acid metabolic process. Bases 86 to 1825 code for a protein of 579 amino acids. Gene Ontology annotation, molecular function: medium-chain fatty acid-CoA ligase activity. The transcript is spliced from 10 exons.
AUCGCAAACUUCUAAUUUCUCAGUACCUUUGUACCCCUUCGGCCAAAUAAUCGACUGAGCAUUGACACAUUAAGUGACCGAGAGCAUGUCUGACAUGUACAAAUCAGCUGUGGAGGGCUCCCUUCAGCGCAAUUUGUCAACCGUUUUGCCAAGCGGGAAUAACUCCGAUAUCAAAUGGAGUUAUGUUUGUGGAACAACUUCUGAGCCUCUCACUUGUAAGCAUGUGGGACAAUUAUUCGAUGAAAAGACCACAGAGUUUGCCUCUCGGACCUGCAUUGUGUCCAUCUAUCAAGACAUCAGCAAGACCUUUGCCGAGGUCAGGAAAGAGGUGGACCGUUUGGCUGCUGGUUUCAUCUCUUUGGGUAUGGACAAGGGAGAUCGACUCGGAAUCUGGGGCAUCACUUGUUACGAAUGGUAUCUGGUCCAAUUUGCGGCUGCCAAGGCCGGACUAGUGCUGGUCAAUAUCAACCCCGCAUACCAAGCGGCUGAGUUGAAGUAUUGUUUGAAUUUGGUGGAUGUGAAGGGUCUGGUGUGUUCUGAAACGUUUCGAACCCAAAACUAUUACAAGAUAUUGAAUGCUGUUGCUCCUGAGGUGGAGGGAUCCAAACCAGGGUCCAUCAAAUCAGCCAAUGCUCCUGCCUUGGAAAAGUUGGUCAUGAUCUCUGACAAAGAAUUUGGGGGGGCCUUCCGGUUCCAAGACGUCAUGAAGAUGGGGGACAGCAAGGAAUACAUGGACAAAUUGGAAUCUUUGCAAAACAAAAUUCAAAUGGAUGACGCUUGCAAUAUCCAAUUCACGUCGGGUACAACCGGCAGUCCCAAAGGUGCUUGUUCCUCCCAUCAUAAUGUUGUUAACAACACCCGAAUCAUGGGACAACGGAUUCAAUUCGACAAAAAGCCUCACGCGAUUUGCCUUGCCUGUCCAUUUUAUCACUCUUUCGGGUGUAUCAUGGGCAACAUUUGUGCUUUGACCUUUGGAGUAAAGAUUGUCGUUCCCGCUGCACAUUUCAAUGGCAAGUCUUGCUUGGAAGCCAUCGAAAAGGAAAAAUGCACAGCUAUCUAUGGCUCUCCAACUAUGUUCGUGGACAUGCUCAAUUUGCAAAGACAACAUGCCUAUGACGUUUCUUCCGUUGAAACUGGCAUCAUGGCAGGAGCCUCUUGUCCCACGGAACUUUGCAAAAACGUCGGCAAAGAGCUGAACAUGACCCGGUUCACGGUUGUCUACGGCAUGACUGAGACUGGCCCAGUCACGUUCCAGGCAUUUCCUGGAGCGUCAACCACAUUGUAUGUGAACCCUCAUGUGGAGGCUAAAGUUUGUGACGAAAACGGGAAAUUGCUUCCUUGCGGAACGCCAGGAGAAAUCUGCACUCGUGGUUACUCGACCAUGCUGGGCUAUUGGGGCGAUGAAAAGAAGACAAAAGACACCAUCGAUUCCAAGAGUUGGCUCCACUCCGGAGACUUGGGUGUCAUUCAUGAGAACGGGAGCUUAGAAAUCGUAGGUCGGAUCAAGGACAUGAUCAUCCGUGGAGGAGAGAACCUUUUCCCAAAGGAGAUCGAGGAGUUACUUCAUCAACAUCCCAAAGUCAUGGAGGCCAGUGUGGUGGGCAUUCCUGACGAGCGGAUGGGUGAGGAGCUCUGUGCUUGGAUUCGCCUGGAGGACAACACUCAUUGUACUGAGGAGGAGCUCAAGGCUUACUUCAAGGGAAAGAUUGCCCAUUUUAAGAUUCCGAGAUUUAUCAUUUUUGUUGACAAGUUCCCACUUACCGUGACGGGAAAGAUUCAAAAAUUCAAGGUCAUUGAGGAGAGCAUCAAGAAAUUGGGGCGUUAAAAACAAUAAUAUCAAAAAUGACGAAAUUAGUCUCCUUUCAAAAUGGACACAAUGGAUCCAUGCACACAACAAAACCAAAAAACAGAUUGUACUAUUUCCAAUAAAUUAAUGAAAUAAAAAAGCGGCGCUUAAAGGCUA